CACUCCCUGUGGAGGGAAAAUGUUCUGUGAAUACUCUAAGUAUGUAGCUGACUCACACAUGUAUUCUUUCUGCCAGACAGGCUGAUAGAUUACUAGAUGUGUCUCACACUGCGUUCACUGUAUUAGUCUCAAUGUGUGGCACCCUGCAGAUACAUUUCAGAUACUUUCAUAAACGGCACGUUAUUACACAGGACCAAGCCCUAUCUAAUUUACAACCAAUGCCUUUGCUGAAGUGACCCAAGACCACUUAAUCGUUGCCGGGGGGAGGAUGUGGUUACGAAAAAAAUUACUUGAGAGUAAAGGCAGUUGUGAUGAAUGUACACACUGUAUGAGUUGAGGAGUACAUACAGGCUUUUUCCAGAUGACUUGCUAAGUCAGUAACGCUACAGUCGGCAACUUCCACCGCCUGAGGCAAGCAGUGUGUACUUCAAAGUCCCAUCUCACACCCCCGGGAAAACAGAAGCAAGUGUGCAUGAAAACACUGCGGGUGGGUUACAUAUGUGAACUACCAGUGCCAUCAAGUGUUCGACCUGGGAAUGUUCAGAAGGAGCUUAAAAAAACAGUAGAUUUAAGCCAAGCCAUCUAUGUCUGCGUGAGUGUGUGCACUAGCAGGCAUAAUUGCAGCAACAUAUUUAAUAGCUAGCAGAUGUAUUUCAAUUUAGAUCCAAGGACUAGAUCAUCUCUGUGCAAAAAUUAACAACACACCCCUGGAUGCUUCCAACUGUGGUGUGUUGGCCUUCUCAGCCCUUCAGUUUUCAGGCUUUCACACCUCAUAAUUAAACAAAGAAUGCAGACUUCCCACCGUGCGGGAGGAGGAACACUAAGGAGACCAGCAAACAAGAAAACAACCCAGAAAAAAAGAAACUUGCCCACUUCAACUGGUCUGCCAUGCAAAACAUAGUCCUAUAUAUGUGACUUUCAAAAUAAAAAGACUAGGCAAAGGGGAAAAAGGGAAGCAAGAUUAUAUACCAAGGUGGUCCGCAGAGGUGGUCUCUGACAGUUUUUUAUAGCUGAGACUUAAUAAUCCUACCUGCUGCUCAGAUGCAGAGACCAGAGCUUUCUGUGCACGCAUAAUUGUGCACAAACACACACACACAUACACACAGAUAAACCUCCAUCCCUGAGUCACGAGACAUGUUUUAGUGAGCGCUACCUGCAUCUUUUAGUAACCUUUUGGAAACCACUGAGUAGACUAGACAACAACGGGGAAAAUCUACUAAAACAAAAUCUAUAUAUGCACUGAGAUUAAGCAAAAAGAUGACAGGAAUGACACGUGAGUUUGGAUUAGAGUAUUUAUAACCUUUUUUUUUAUCUAAAAGAUUUCCACGGAGUCCACAGUGGCAUCUUCACAUUGCUUCACAAACUUAAACCAAAGAACAAAACACAUCUGAGGAGGUGAUAGAAACAAACCUAAUUAGUGUGAUCUUUUUAAAAUAGUCAAUCAGAGUCAAACUUAUACAGUUGCAAGAAAAAGUUUGUGAAUAUCCUCAUAUUACCAGGACUUCAAUGCUACUGAUUUUUCCCUCUGUCCUAAUUGAAAACAAUCAAAAGUCUGACUAAAAUCAAAACAAGAGCCAAGCCCAUACGAUUAGCCAGUGUUAUCUGUGUAUCAGUCUAUCGGUAUCAGCGUUUAUAACAGCCAAUCAAUGUGAAAAAUAAAGACAGGACUGAAGAAACGCUUUUCAACCAUGUUCUGUGUGUUGAGGUUGUGUAGUAAAUAAAUAACUACACAUAACAAAUGUUAGGGAAAUAUGUUCAACUAAUAUAUUGUAAUAUCAGAUUUUUUUUAUAGAUAUCACUCUGAAAAAUCUUAUAUUGGUCAGAUUCUGCUAACAACAAACAAAAACUUGCACUUUACGUGCUUUUAUUGAACACACUGAGUAAUUACUCACAGUCCAGGCUAGAAAAACACUAAGUGUACCAAAUUCUCCAAAAGCUACUGAAAGUCAGGUGUUCCAAUUAACGACACGGGACUGGAAGUCUGGGAUGCAGCUGUAGCCCUUUCUUUAAAGACAUGCAUGAAAAGCCUAAUGUAGGUUGCUCAUCUCAAGAAUGACUGGCUAGUCUGAACCAGAGGUGGACAAAUAAUGUUCCUAAGGGCCUAUAUAAGAAACUAGGACUACUGUAGAGGGCUGCAGCAAUAAGCUGAACUCAGUUCUGCUUCAUUUUAAUUGUAUCUCUUUAUGAACCUUUACUGGUAAGAGUAGUUGUUACAAUCAGGUCUGAACCAUUCUGUGACUGCAAGAAAAAGCAGUACAGAGAUGCAUAAAGCUGACAGCGUGUCUUGCAAAUAUCAAACCACAGCACACAUCUGAAAGAGGUGAGAACAAGACCGAAGGGUUACAACAAAACACCUGCAGAAGUCUUGCUAAAAUGUUCGUUCAUCUUCACUAGAAAAAAAUUACUUAAUACCAGGACUUCCACCACUCCACUUCCCCAUCAAAAAACCAGCACAUGAAGCAGAAGAAAAGUCAGCAAUAUCUUGUAGGCAAACAAACUGCGAGCAGGAGGAAGCAUCACGGUUUGCGGCUGCUUUGCCAUGUCACAGGCUUGAUGCCAAUCAUUAAAGGAACAAUACAUUGAACGCUAUCAAAACAUUAUACAAUAAAGUGUCAGGGGAGGAGUCCAUGAACUGAGGCUUAGGAGAGUGGCAACAACAUAAUAACCCCAAGGACACAAAGUAAGUAUUAAGUGUUUUAAUGGCCAAGACAGUGACUUUAAUCCAACUGAGAUGCUACGGCUAACCUGAAGAGUGCUGUCCAAUCAAGAGUUUUAUAUGGGCCCUCUUCACUGUGUCAGCAGCUACUGUUGCUCCUUCUAUGAGUGACUAAAUUCAAAAGCUGACUUACUUUUAUUAGCCGAUACUGUGAGUGAUCACUCAAUGUGUUCAAUUAAGACAGAAAAACCACAACUGUGGGGUUUUAGUUUAGUCAGAUUAUCGCGGUCCAUAAUUGUAACUUUUUUGUAAAGAUGCAGAUUAGGCCACAUUUUAUGAGUAAUCAAUGCAGAAAUUCUGUUAAUUCCGCAUUUUUUUUCCAACUACAUUGCAGGAUAAGACUGACUCAAAGGAUUAACUGUGAAAGAAACAUCAGCUGAAGGCAAUUUAAUAUGAGAAUGGCAAAAAUGUGAGGAAAAAAUGCCAGAAUUAAUAUCUUGGGAUGUUCAAGGUGCUGAGGAUUGUGGAUGAGGCUUGUGUAUGACAUGAAUGACAAACAGGACAGGCCUUAUGUGUGCGGCGCCCCAGGCUGCUCUCAGCGCUUCCAGUUAGAGGAACAUCUGAUCAUCCACAGGCACAAGCAUGAGAUGACCCUCAAGUUCCCCUCCAUAAAGACAGAUGCAGCAUUCACAGACCAGACUCCGACGCCGACACGAUUUCUGCAGAACUGCGAAGAGGUUGGUCUCUUCAAGGAGAUCGAGGAAGAAUUUCUUCAAGCACAAGAGGAGGAAAACAAGAAGCAGUCGCUUUCUCAUAAUGGGCCCUCCUGUAUGAGCCAGCACCAGCUCAAACCCCAACUUCAGCUCCAGCACCCACCCCAGCCUCAGCACCCACAUUCCCAACCACCGCUGCAUCAUCCCCAGACUCAUGCACUGCAUCAUCCCCAGACACAUGGCCCCAUGAUGGCCCCUAGCUGCAGCCUGGCCGCCCAGCAAGCCCUGUCCUCCUCCCAGUCUGGAUCAGUCAUCACCCAGGCUACCUCCACCCUAACACACUCCGAGCCGGUUCCCGGGCCGCUGUCGUGCCUCCUUCACAUGCGGAACAGACACAGGCAGCCGCUGCCAGCCUCCUUACCUGGCACCCUGCCAGACCCCGCCAUGCAAGGGGCAUCUGCUCAGCACAUGACUAUAGAGAAGCAGAUGUCUUGUGCAAUGGGUAUACCGGCUCCUGUACACAACCCCUCCUGUUCUUCACCCCAGAGAUCCAAGCAGACAUUGGGCCACCAUUACCAACAGCAUCACCCAGGAAUGAUCACCAUCAAUAACAAUGUGCCACCCAUGGGCCACAUGAUAGAGAUGAUGCCACAGCGUCACCAGACACCUCCACUACAACAGCAACAACCACAACAGCAGCAGCACCACCACCAUCCCCACCAUCAUCACCAUCCUCAGCCUCAUCACUCACAGCUUCCACCUGUGCCUCUUACCUACCAACAGCGGUGCCAUGCUCCCCACCCACAGCAUCUUGGAAGCACCCAGAGCCACCAGCUACACCAGGCAGGGAAUUUACCACCUCACGCUCAGGCUCACCAAUCACCGCCUUCACACUUACACCCAGGCUCACCGCCUGCACCUCCACUGUCUGCUCCUGCGCAGUUAUCACCAGUUGCACAGCAGAUGCAGCCUUCCCAGCCAUCUCACACUCAUGCAAUGCAGGCAGUGGGUAGCUGCAGCGGAGGUGGUGGAGGAGGUGUAGGAGGAGGCGGAAACCGUCGAAGGAGGACAGUAGAGCAGGACCCUGACGAGCGAAGGCAGAAGUUUCUGGAACGUAACCGGGCCGCAGCCACCCGCUGCCGACAGAAGAGGAAGCUGUGGGUGUCAUCGCUGGAGAAGAAAGCUGAAGAGCUGACACACACGAACCUUCAGCUACAGAACGAGGUGACGUCACUGAGGUCGGAGGUGGGUCAGCUGAAGCAGAUUCUGCUCACCCACAAGGACUGUCCUGUCACUGCUCGGCAGAGGGAGGCACAGGGGUACCCCACUGCAGGGGUGAGCCCAGGAGGAAGUCCCACCCCUGCAGGUCCUGGGUCUCAUCUGCAAGCCAUCCAGCAUAACAGCAUCUCCACUUCCUCGACGUCUGGAGGCGAUUCGGGCCACGACCUCCAGCCCGGACACUAGCCUGCAACGUAUAGGUGAAAUCCCGAACUGGAUAGGAUGAAUUUAUAAAUCCACGUGAACGCUUGAGGUAUUUUUCAACACGAUCAGCAGAUUUUCUGUGAAAAGAUCAGAAACACUGAGCGAGAGAGAGAGAAAUCUGUUGCUUCAUUUCUCUAAACAGGUGCAUAAAAUGCCCUUUCUGAAAGCCUUGUUAAAACUGUGAUUUUUACAUGGCAACUGGAUCCUGUGUUUAUUCAGAUAAUGUCUGUUUUCUUUUGACAUGAGCCUAACAUUGCCUCCUACCUACUCGCUAUGCACAUACACAGUCAUGACACAUCUUUUUAGUAUCGUUCUCUGGCAUAUCUUGCACUAAUUCAGAAAAAGAGACUAUAACUUGUUUUUGUUUGUUUUAAUUGGGCAGCUCCAAGUGCACCUUUUUCCAUUUUUGAGCAGAGGCAGCUUACCUUAAAUAACACAACAAAGUUUUUGUUGUUUUGGGUGUUUUUUCUACAGGUAAUUCAAAUUAUAAGAUAAAUAUUUUAUCCUAAAAUUUCCCAUUUCAUUGAUUUGUAAAUAUUAGUUAAUUAAACCCGCAACUGUGUUGGAAAGCCACUGAAAACAGUAUUUUCUUUAAGGCACUUUUUUUGUGACUGCCCUGAGUCACUGAGUAAUUAUAAACUACACUUCGUGUCUCAGUCCCUGCUAGUUUAACUUAAUUUACACAAAGUUACACUUUUUGUACUGUAAAGACGUUGACAAUCGCUGUAAACCUAAUGCAAAAAUAAAAAAAUAUUAUUCUGGUA
Messenger RNA from Oreochromis aureus, 5615 nucleotides. RefSeq names its product cyclic AMP-responsive element-binding protein 5-like. The record is from RefSeq and is a predicted model, not a curated record. Gene Ontology annotation, molecular function: DNA-binding transcription factor activity, RNA polymerase II-specific; cAMP response element binding. Bases 3184 to 4833 code for a protein of 549 amino acids. NCBI's taxonomy places the organism in Eukaryota, Metazoa, Chordata, Actinopteri, Cichliformes, Cichlidae. Gene Ontology annotation, biological process: regulation of transcription by RNA polymerase II. The transcript has 11 exons.